Exophiala mesophila is the source of this 2043-nucleotide messenger RNA. RefSeq lists its product as uncharacterized. The transcript is spliced from 3 exons. Gene Ontology annotation, molecular function: transmembrane transporter activity. Bases 45 to 1868 code for a protein of 607 amino acids. Gene Ontology annotation, biological process: transmembrane transport. The record is from RefSeq and is a predicted model, not a curated record. Lineage: Eukaryota; Fungi; Ascomycota; Eurotiomycetes; Chaetothyriales; Herpotrichiellaceae.
GUUUGCUGCGCUUGUGAUUCCCUCACUACCUUCUGCCUAUCAACAUGGCGGUUCCAGACCAAGCCAGUGUAGGCAAUGCAGCCAGGCCAUCCACCGACACUACCAUGUCACAUGUUGAACCUCCUCAAUUGGCCGAUGAGGAAAUGAAUGUGGCCGACAAAGAGGACACCGCCUCGCCAUCCGAAUCUGACAGUGAGACGGAAAGCCAAAGGCUCAUGGAUGUCGCCUGGGGCCGCCGUGGGAAACUAUACAUGUGGAUAGGUAUCGCCUUAAUCUGGACCAUAUUCGAGCUCGACCAUGCCACCAUAUACAACUACCAGAAUUACGCCGCCUCGGAUUUUGGAGAAGUAGCCCUAUUGGGAGCUUUAACCACAGCAGGGACCAUCAUCAGCGCCGUCUUGAAACCCCCCAUAGCUCGCAUAUCAGAGGUCGCCGGCCGAGCGGAGACUUAUAUCGCUGUAGUCCUCUUCUACAUCGUCUCCUACAUUCUCUGCGCUUCUGCCCAAUCCUUUGCCCAAUAUGCCGGUGGUUAUGUUGCAUACUGCAUUGGUCAAACGGGCAUGCAGAUCCUGAACCAAGUCAUUGUCGCCGACAUCACUUCUUCGAGGUGGCGUGGUCUUGCCAAUGGUCUGGUCAACCUUCCUUUCAUGAUCAUACCCUGGGUCUCUGCAUUCAUUGUCGACAGCGCUCUACUUAACAUUGGUUGGAGGUGGGGCAUUGGCAUGUUUGCGAUCAUUAUGCCUGUCGCUUCGUUGGCCGUCAUUGCACCCCUCUUGUGGUAUCAGAGACGGUUCCAAAGAGCCGGCGGCACAAUCCAUCAAAGUAUUUCCUUUCGAGACUUCUUGACCCAAAUCGACCUGGGCGGUAUGAUCUUACUUUGCGGGGGAUGUGCUUUGCUUUUGCUCCCCAUCGCCCUAGCAGGCAACAACUCCCACGGUUGGAAAGCGCCCUGGAUUCCCGCUCUCAUCACCAUUGGCGUCGUCUCCUUGGCAAUCUUGGUUUAUUACGAAGCACGUAUCGCCGCCAAACCAGUCAUACCUCCACGUUUCGUCAAAAACGUCUCUCUUGUUCUAGCCUUCUUAAUCGGACUUCUCGACGCUUUUGCUUACAGCAUCACUCACACAUACAUGUACGCAUGGGCCACCGUUGUGCACGACUUUUCGGCCCGCAACGCCACUUUUCUCACCUACACUGCUGGCUGUGUCCAGGUCUUGACAGGACUGGCAACGGGCUACGUUAUGUUCCGGACCAAACGGUACAAAUUCUUACUCUUACUGGGAAUUGUCAUUCGACUCAUAGGCUAUGGCUUCAUGAUGAGGCUACGAGGCGCCAAUAACUCUAUCGCCGAGAUUUUUCUGAUGCAAGUAAUUCAGGGGGCCGGAAGUGGAGCUGUUGGAACCGUGGUUAUUGUCGUUGCGCAAGUGGUGGUGCCUAGAGAGGAACUGGCCCAAUCCACGGCUCUGGAGCUUUUAUUCAUCUACAUGGGCAACAGUUUGGGUUCGGCCAUUGCUGGGACAAUCUACACCAGCUUAUUCAAAGGCAGACUCCGCUUUUGGUUAGGCUCUGACGCCCCUCAAUCCGCCAUUGACGAUGUCUAUGACAAGAUCACAGAAGUUCUUCCAGACCCCCGUUCGCCAGAAAGGACUGCAGUCAAUCAUGCAUAUUCGGACAUUCUGAGAUUCAUGACAAUAGGCGCAUUAGUGGCUUCCGCUCUGCCGAUGGUCAUGAUCUGGUUUUUACCCAACUACAAGUUAAGCGACAACCACAACCUGGCCAACGACUUGUCCGACAGUACCCAACCAGCCACCGGCGAAGAUGAUGCUGAGGAGACGACGUUGAAGAAGUGGCAGCGGCACAUCAGAUGGUGAUACAUCUACAGCAAUCGUAUGGUUUCGGAAUCUAGAGGACAUUAUCCUCCGAAGAGGGAGAAGAAGAUGACUGUCACCAGACAUGUUUGGCACAGUAACGACGCAAUGAUCACAAUAGAAUGCAUCUAGGGGUUUUAUCAUAGAUUUACAUCCAAGACAAAUACUUUUCAAAUGG